Molecule: messenger RNA, 1347 nt
Organism: Geodia barretti
Lineage: Eukaryota; Metazoa; Porifera; Demospongiae; Tetractinellida; Geodiidae
Source: the annotation of a GenBank genome assembly
AUGACUGAAGUCCAGAACGACGAUCAUAUUUUUCAUAGAACGCUUAAGCAGCAAUGGCAACAGAUUUCUCAUGGUGAGGGCGUCUAUCUAUUCGAUACAGAUGGCAAACGCUACCUCGACGCGUGCGCCGGGGUGCAUGUGGUAAGCAUUGGUCACGGUGUCAAAGAGAUUGCCGAUGUCAUGGGCAAACAAGCGAGCCAAGUCUGUUUCACAUACAGCCGCUUCCUCACACAAGCCCAGAUCGAUCUCGCGCAAAAAAUCGACGACAUGGCACCGGAGGGACUCUCGAAAGUGUUCUUCGUCUCCGGCGGUUCUGAGGCCACAGAGUCCGCCAUGAAGAUGGCGCGAAAAUAUCAUCUCGAAACUGGUAACCCUAAAAAGUAUAAGGUGAUUUCGCGAUGGCAAAGCUGGCACGGCAAUACAAUCGGCGCGCUGUCAAUGUCCGGACGCACCUCUUGGCGGGACGACUAUGUUCCCUAUCUGCUCGAUUUUCCGCACAUUCCAGCUCCUUACUGCUAUCGAUGUCCUUACGGACAAGAAUAUCCUGACUGCCAUCUCACUUGUGCGAACGAACUUGAGCGUGUGAUUCAUCAAGAAGGCAGUGAGUAUAUCUCCGCAUUUAUCGCUGAACCGAUCCUCGGCACGUCAGCAGCGGGAGUAGCACCUCCACCGGACUACUACCCCACCAUUCGGGAGAUUUGUGAUCGGCACGACAUCCUGAUGAUCACAGACGAGGUGGUAACCGGAUUCGGGCGCACCGGCGUCAACUUUGCCAUCGAGCAUUGGGAUGUCGUUCCUGAUAUCAUGACUACAGGGAAAGGAUUAAGCAGCGGCUAUACCCCUAUUGCUGCAACAAUCGCCCAUGAAAAAGUCUACGACGCCAUCUAUAAGAAGUCAAGCAGCUUUACGCAUGGACAUACUUACGGCGGGAAUCCCCUUUCAUGUGCCACCGCGCUUGCUGUGCAGAACUAUAUUGAGAAGCACGAUCUUGUCACACAGUGUGCACGGAUGGGGGACCUGAUGCUUGAAAAACUGAAGCCCCUUCAAGAAUCACCAAUUGUUGGAAAUAUCCGUGGUAAAGGGUUGCUGAUUGGCAUCGAAUUUGUUGCCGACAAAGAGAAAGGAACGCCAUUUGAUGUUUCAAAAGGCGUGACCUCAGCCGUUGUAGAUCUGACUUUUGAUAAAGGGGUUCUGAUAAUGCCCGGCGCACCCGGACUCAUUGACGGCGUAGCUGGCGAUCACAUCGCCAUCAGUCCUCCGUUCACAAUCAACGAGUCGCAAGUCCUCGAAACUGUUGAUGCGCUGACGGAGACGAUUGACGAGGUUGCAAAAGGCUUGGGGUAUUAA